Molecule: messenger RNA, 1230 nt
Organism: Hydatigera taeniaeformis
Lineage: Eukaryota; Metazoa; Platyhelminthes; Cestoda; Cyclophyllidea; Taeniidae
Source: the annotation of a GenBank genome assembly
AUGAACAAAUGUAUCUUCGCCUUAAUUUUGAUAACACAUGUGGCCUCUGAGUCUCUAACGGAGCAGGAGCGCAAGGCUCUCCUUCAUUUGCACAACACCAAACGAGCCUCUGUGAAACCCACCUCGACAAAUAUGUUGGAAAUGGUGUACAGCAGGAGACUUGAAAAGCUGGCAGAUGACUGGGUAGUAAAGUGUAUCUACGAACACCCAAAUGAGGAAGAAUACCCGGAAUAUAGGGACCUUGGGCAAAAUCUUGCACUCUCAGGAGGUUUAAGUCGCAAUGUGGUGAAUAUGGCGACUGAGUGGUGGGAGGAGGUUAAGGAUUACACCUAUGACACAAACACAUGUGCUCCUGGCAAGGCCUGUGGACAUUACACCCAAAUGGUGUGGGCGACGUCAGCGGAGGUUGGGUGCGCAGUUCAACGGUGUGAUAAUGUGAAACCGGAUUGGCCAAAACCAGUAUUUUUAAUGGCGUGCCAAUACAAACCAGCACUCCCCUCCAUGAAGCACACUUAUUUUCACAUUCACAACUCCCUUCCAGGCACCAUGGCCAAGUUGAUCUGCACCCUACUCUUGGUGUCACUCGUCGCCUCCGAAGCUCCGACUGAACAGGAGCGCAAGGACCUUCUCAACUUUCACAACAACAAACGGGCAACUGUCAACCCCUCCGCCACUAAUAUGCUUGAAAUGGUGUACAGUGCGGAGUUGGAGAAGUUGGCGAUCGACUGGGUGGCCAAAUGCAAGUUUGAACAUCCGGAUACAAGCCAAUAUCCCCAAUACAGUGGCAUUGGACAAAAUCUUGCUGUCUCAGGUGGUUCUGGCCGUAACUUGGUCGCACAGGCGACGGGGUGGUGGAAUGAAGUCAAUGAUUACAAUUACGGCUCAAACACCUGUGCAAGUGGUAAAGUGUGUGGGCACUACACGCAGGUGGUUUGGGCGACGUCUGAGGAGCUUGGGUGUGCAGUUAAACAAUGCGAUGGUAUGAUGCCAGGCUGGGGCCCGCCAAUAUAUCUACUUGCAUGCCAGUAUAAACCACCGGGUAACUACAUGGGCGUAAAGCCAUACACAAGUGGCACAAGUUGCAGUCAGUGUCCAGCUGGAACUACAUGUGUAAACAAACUUUGUUCCAAGGGAAGUUCUAAUCCUUCGACUACAACGUCCUCUUCAACUGUCACUGAGAUGGGACAAAUUACUCUAUUCGCUGCAAUUAUGAUCUACCCCCUUGUCUGA